Messenger RNA from Diachasma alloeum, 2291 nucleotides. RefSeq names its product zinc transporter 1 (gene ZnT77C). Gene Ontology annotation, biological process: detoxification of zinc ion; zinc ion transmembrane transport; intracellular zinc ion homeostasis. NCBI's taxonomy places the organism in Eukaryota, Metazoa, Arthropoda, Insecta, Hymenoptera, Braconidae. Gene Ontology annotation, cellular component: membrane. Gene Ontology annotation, molecular function: zinc ion transmembrane transporter activity. The record is from RefSeq and is a predicted model, not a curated record.
CCGAGACUUUCAAAUUUCACCGCGGUCUCCCCUUAAUUGAUUAUUUAAUUUUGAAAAGGUGUUAUAAUUUAUGAUGACUGGCAUGGAUUUCAAUCAAAUAUUUUUAUGUAUGAGAAAACGAUGUUUAAAAGAAAAGAUAAUAAACGCAACGGUUUGAGUACUACUAUCUCAGUGCGAGCGUUGGACAGUCUCGAUGAUCAGAGAUGAAUUGACUGAUACUGAAAUGUCUUAUCUCCGGCCGAGCCGGACAGUAGUCGCCAGUCCAAAACUCUCCGGGAGACGGUACGACAGUCACUGAAUAUCAUCUGCGAAUUGAGAAAAAGAAGAAAAAAUUCUCGUCGGUGUUAACACUCGAGGAUAGGAGAGGAAGACAGGUCCCUCCAAGACACCACAGUGGACUGGUCAACGGUUGUGGCACCAGAGUGCGAGGUGAAGUCCACAGUUUUCAUUUUGUCGUUCCACCAGCAGCCCAAGGCAACUAGAUAGACGUGUGUGUGCCAGUAUUAGUAGCAAGCUAGGAAAAGCCGAAAAAAACGAUCCAGGAUCAUGGCUGUUAAAGAGUGGUUCAGACGACUUCAACCAGUACAACUAUAUCUAGUGCUCUUCUUCACCACUGCUUUUUUCAUCGUUGAGAUAAUAGCGAGUCAUGUGACACACUCGCUUACUCUGUUACUGAAUGCCUACCACAUGCUCUGCAAUAUAGUAGCUCUACUCGGGUGCAUCGUGUCACUGAAGUAUGGAAGUCGGGAGCGGUGCCGAACGGAAGAAAAUGCCGGUCCCAAGGGCAACUCUACUCUUGCGGUUUGUGAGGACAAAGGAUCCUCCAAGUCAUUACCCACUGAUCCAAAGCAAGUGAGCCCUGACAAUAGAAUGAAGAACACAUUUGGCUGGGCGAGAAUUGAUAUUCUUACGAUGCUGGUAUGCGGUGUAUUUCUGGCAUCCUUCUGUUUCACACUUCUCCUAGAAGCAGUGCUAACACUCAGUCAUAUAGGCCAUCUCGAUCAAAUGCAUUUACCUCUGAUUGUAAUGGGAAUCGGCGUUAGUGGGAUUGUCCUCAAUCUGUUUUGCUAUCUCAUCAUUGGGGGAUAUACUUUCAACCAGAGCCUCUAUCUGCAUGUCACUAAAGAUGGAAGUGUUGUCCUUCAAAGAGAUGUAGCUGAUGGCGAACAAAAGCUAACUCCCACCAGAAGAAGUCCAAUCGCAAUGCCCAAGAGUAGAAGACUGAUGGAAAUCACUCGAGAUGUUUUUCCAUGUGUUCUCGUUGUUGUGGCUUCAGUUCUCGUGCACUUCACGUACGAGGAAAGUACAACGACACCGGGAAAACCGAGUGAGCACGAUAUUUCGAAAUAUUUCGAUCCAGCUAUUGCCAUUAUCUCAGCGGUUUUCUUGUUCACACUCAGUUACCCCUACUUGAGGGACUCUUGUAUGAUACUCUUGCAGACAAUUCCAAAUCACAUAAACAUUGACUCUUUGCAGAAAGAACUGCUCGCUGCAUUCCCGGGGAUUGUGAAUGUCCAUGACUUUCAUGUCUGGCAUCUUGCUGGAACCAAAGUCGUUUCCACUGUUCAUAUUACAUUUUUAAAUCCAAAGGUUUACGCAACAAUUACUGACCAAGUAACAGCGUUUUUCGUUGAGAUGGGAAUAACACAAGUGACGAUACAGCCGGAAUUCCAUAAGUCGAAUGUUGACAAAACGGACUGUCUCAUCCGCUGCCGCGGGAGACUCUGUAUCCAGUCCCAAUGCUGUAAACGUGAAGAUCUGCUGGAAGAAAUUAUUUCAUCUAAUCCCGAACGAGAACUGCAAACGGAUAACAAGAGUUACUUGAAGAAGGAAAUCAUACCAGUUUCUUCGGAAGUUGAUUUAAGGAGAUUCACUCUCAAUAAAAGUGAUGACGAAAAAAGCUGUGAAAAAAUUAAUGUACAAGUAGAUGUGGACAUUGCUCAUGUGUAUAGUAACAGUACUGAUGACGAAAUUGUUGCAGAUGUAAUACCGGGUGAUCCUGAGGCAUUCUAAUUUUAUAUACACUGAACCUUUUUCUAUUUCACUGAAAACGUAUUUGUAACAAGAAGACUGUUUGUUAGUAUUAAGGGAAAAUAUUUUAAGAUUAUUGUAAGGACAAAAGAACAAAAAUGAUCAUCAACAUGAUUGCAACAGCGGCAUUUAUUGUAAAUAAUGUUAUUAGUCUCCCUGGUUUCAACUCUCGAAUUGAUUAUCAAUUAUUGACGUGCAUAAGACUAAUUUUUCAUCUUAUGAACGAAUUGAAAUUCAAAAAGAAUAAUAAUAAAAACAGU